Messenger RNA from Mytilus californianus (California mussel), 1377 nucleotides. RefSeq names its product GTPase IMAP family member 7-like. NCBI's taxonomy places the organism in Eukaryota, Metazoa, Mollusca, Bivalvia, Mytilida, Mytilidae. The record is from RefSeq and is a predicted model, not a curated record. The coding region runs from base 110 to 1273 and encodes 387 amino acids. Gene Ontology annotation, molecular function: GTP binding. The transcript has 2 exons.
ACAGCAAUUAGCUAUUGGCUAGACGUCAUGUUUAAAAUAUAAUUGUGACGUAUGAUCAUUGUAUUUAAAUCGAGCUGUAAGCUUCAUUUUCAAUUCAGUCACACAUACGAUGGCAACUCUAGGAAAGAGAUAUUCUUCCGAUGAUGACCUUGCAAACGAGCUACGCAUAGUUCUAAUAGGAAAAACAGGAUCUGGGAAAAGUGAUACUGGGAAUACUAUUCUCGGUAAAACAAUUUUUGAUGCAAAAUAUAGUGGUUCUUCGGUUACAAGAAAAUGUCAGAUUGAAGAAGUUUUUCGCGGAAACAAGAAGAUUGUUGUCGUUGACACCCCAGGAGUCUUUGAUACAGAAAUGUCAUUAGAAGAAACGAAAAAAGAAAUCACCAAAUGUAUCGGGCUGACGUCGCCUGGGCCACAUUGUUUUCUUGUAAUCAUUCAAGUUGGGAGAUUUUCCCCCGAGGAGAGACAAACACUGGAAACUUACUUGAAAAUGUUUGGCGAGGGAGUUUAUAAGUAUUUGAUAGUUCUAUUUACAAAGGUUGAUACGCUGCCUGGUGAUCGUAAACUGUCUCAAAAGUUUGAAAGUUUUCUAGAGAAUAUUCCCUCUGAUUUACAAAGGUUUUUAAACCUUUGUGAUAAUAGAUGCCUCCCAUUUAAUAAUGCAGCGAAUGGAAAAAAAAGAAAGAAAUACUUUCACCAACUGUUUAAGCUAAUUCAAGAAACUGUUGGUGAAAAUGAAGGGGAUUUCUACACCAAUGACAUGUACAGAGAGACGGAGAAGAUAAUUCAAAUGGCAAUAGAAAAAGAAAAAAUGGAAAGCAAUUAUGUAAAUGUUGACUUCAGUACAGCAGCCGAUAAAACGACAAAAGAAAGGAAGAAAAAAGAAGGACAUGGAAUUCAAAACAAAGAUAAAAAAGUUAGAGUUCUGAAGCAGCAUCUUGGGAAUGGAAUUAUGGAGAAAGGGGAAAAUUUGUUAAACGGUGAAAUUGAAAUAGACACUGAACUUGUUGGAGCUAUUGAAAAUUUAGAUGUCGGGGACGUCAUAGGAGUAGCAGGAAAGUUUUUAAGUAAAAGUAAAAAAGAUGAUGCACGAACGAAUUUAGGAAAAACAGAUACUGCACUACUGCGCAAAACAGUACGGAGGAAAAUUGAAGCAGAAGACCCAACCGUAUCCCACCGGCUUAAAGAGGGUGUCAUUUCCUUUGUGUCAACAAUUGCAGACGGCAUCGCGAAGGAGUUUCCAAAUUACAUAAAAAGCCUCUUUGAAAAAAUUUAAUUUAAUUCAGGCAGAAAAAAUUUUUUGACUUAUAUAUCUGUAAAAAUAUUUUGAUCUUUUUUUUAGAUUUUAAUUGCAAAAAAAAUAAUAAAUCAUUAAUGGAU